AUUUUUAUGCUCCUCUUUCCCACUUGCAGGAUUUUCUGAGCAGCAGUGUGCCCAGCCCUGAUGAAGCGGCGCGUGGCGGUGAUUGGCGCAGGGCUUUCGGGCCUGACCGCCAUUAAGUGCUGCCUGGAGGAGGGACUGCAGCCGGUGUGCUUCGAGCAGAGCGAUGAGAUCGGUGGUCUCUGGAGGUUCAAGGAGGAGCCUCAGGAUGGCCAGGCCAGCAUCUACCAGUCGCUGACCACCAACACAUCCAAGGAGAUGAUGUGCUACAGCGACUUCCCCUUCCCGGCACACGUUCCCAACUACCUGCACCACUCCAAGGUCCUCGAGUAUUUGCACUCGUAUGCCCGCCACUUUGACCUGCUCCGCCACAUUUGCUUCAAGACUUUGGUGCGCAGCGUGAAGAAGCGCCCUGACUUUACCCGCUCUGGCCAGUGGGAGGUGGUGACGGUUAACAGUGAGGGACUGGAGGAGUCUGCCAUUUUUGAUGGGGUGCUGGUUUGCGCUGGGCAUCACACAUACCCUCACCUGCCACUGCAGGACUUCCCAGGAGUCGAGACCUUCGAGGGGCAGUACCUCCACAGCCGAAAUUACAAACGUCCAGAGAGGUUUCAGGGCAAGAGAGUCGUAGUGAUUGGCAUGAGGAACUCUGCAGUGGACAUCGCAGUGGAGCUGAGCCGAGUCACAGAGCAGGUCUUCUUGAGCACACGUAGCGGCUCUUGGCUCAUUUCCCGUAUCGCCGGCGAUGGCUUCCCGACAGACGUCUUCUAUAACACGCGCCUCGUGAAUCUGCUCCAAAGGUUGCUGCCCUUCACUUGGGUGAACUGGCUCGCUGAGCGGCACCUCCAGCAGCGUGUCCAGCAUCGCCUCUAUGGCAUCCAACCUCGGCACAGGGCGCUCAGCAGAAUCCCCACUCUGAACGAUGAGUUGCCAAGCCGCAUCAUUUGCGGGGCGGUGGUAGUCAAGCCCAAUGUAAAGGAGCUGCGGGGCUCCAGCGUGGUCUUCGAGGAUGGCACUGUGGAGGACAGAAUUGAUGUGGUCAUCUUUGCCACCGGCUACAAAGUGUCCUUCCCCUUCCUUGAUCCCUCUCUUGUCCCCGUGUCCAAGAGCUGGAAGUGUCUGUACAAACAUGUCUUCCCUGCAGCUCUGGAGCGCCCCACGCUGGCCUUCAUCGGACUUGCCAGCCCACGUGGCUCCCUCCUGCCCGUCUGUGAGCUGCAGUCUCGCUGGUCAGCGCGGGUCAUUGCAGGGUCACAGACGCUUCCUCCUGCAAAGGUGCUGAAUGAGGACAUUGAGAAGAAGUCCAAAGUGUCCAAACUGAGGUUGGUGGCCUCACAGUGGGAAACCCCUGAGGAAGACUUCAUCUCCUACAUGGAUGAGCUGGCAGUGCAGAUUGGCGUGCGGCCCAGUGUGCCUUGGCUGUUUCUUCGGGACCCAAGGCUGGCAAAGGCUGUACUGCUGGGUCCCUGCACACCAUACCAAUACCGGCUGAGUGGGCCAGGGAAGUGGGCAGGGGCACGAGGUGCCAUCCUGACACAGUGGGCACGGAUCAAGGAGCCGCUGAGGGCACGCAGGUGUUGUGAUGACCCUCAAUCCUUCUCUGGUUUGCUCUUUGGGUUGACCGCUGCCACCGUCCUCUGUGUCGCGGUCACCUGCUAUGUCCAGUGGCAGCAUCCGGCACUGCUGCCAGGGCUGCUAAAGAUGGCUGGGCCUUUAGCAUUGUGACCUUUGGCCUCCAGUACCACCACAAGAUUGGAUCCUGCAGGCUGUUUGGUGCCCGCCGUUGUUUUAACAAUAAACUGCCAUUUGUCAGACUGACUGCUGAUCUGUGCCAUGUUUCACAUUGUGACAACUGGCUGAGCCUUGCUGAUGCCACAGCUUGAGGCACUUGUUCUCUCAGUGGGCUCAGUGCUCUCCACUUUAUGCCACAGUUACCCAGUGCCCCUGAGGUAUGUUUUGGGUUGCUCUGCUUUGCCAUGUUGGACAUGGCUUGGGUGCCCCACACCUGGUCUCUUGGCCAGUACCAUUUCCAUUUUAGGCAGGCCAGCUGCUGCAUUGACUGGCAUGAGCUUGUGGU
Molecule: messenger RNA, 2074 nt
Organism: Erpetoichthys calabaricus (reedfish)
Lineage: Eukaryota; Metazoa; Chordata; Cladistia; Polypteriformes; Polypteridae
Product: dimethylaniline monooxygenase [N-oxide-forming] 2-like
Exons: 8
Coding region: 61-1722 (553 amino acids)
Molecular function (GO): N,N-dimethylaniline monooxygenase activity; NADP binding; flavin adenine dinucleotide binding
Source: RefSeq, a predicted model, not a curated record